UUCCUUAGAAAGGCUGUGCAUGAAAGAUCAGACAAGAGGCCAGUAGAUCUGGGUUUUGUCCAGGGCUCUCCGACUUUAAAGCCCUCUACAACCCCUGGAGCUCAUUUUCUCUGUGGCUUGGCUGGGUACAGCUUCUUUCUCUGCCCAAGCUGUGAAAAAUCUAAAACUUUCCUCUUUGGAAUUCUUUCAUUUGUGUGACAGAGACAACCUAUCCUUUAGCAAAGAUGGAAGCUAUCAAGAAGAAGAUGCAGAUGUUGAAGUUAGACAAGGAGAAUGCCAUUGACAGAGCAGAGCAGGCUGAAACGGAUAAAAAGGCAGCUGAGGACAAAUGCAAACAGGUAGAGGACGAGCUAGUAGCUCUGCAGAAGAAGCUGAAAGGAACAGAAGAUGAGCUGGACAAGUACUCGGAGGCUCUCAAAGAUGCCCAGGAGAAACUGGAACAGGCUGAAAAGAAGGCCACUGAUGCCGAAGGCGAGGUUGCAGCUCUGAACAGGCGUAUCCAACUCGUGGAAGAGGAGCUGGACCGUGCCCAGGAGCGGCUGGCCACCGCCUUGCAGAAACUGGAGGAGGCUGAGAAAGCAGCAGAUGAGAGUGAGAGAGGAAUGAAGGUUAUUGAGAAUAGAGCAAUGAAAGAUGAAGAGAAGAUGGAAAUCCAGGAAAUGCAGCUGAAGGAGGCGAAGCACAUCGCGGAGGAAGCUGACCGCAAAUAUGAGGAGGUUGCCCGUAAACUGGUUAUUUUGGAGGGGGAACUGGAAAGAGCUGAAGAGCGUGCAGAGGUGUCCGAAGUGAAGUGUAGUGACCUGGAAGAGGAACUGAAGAACGUCACCAACAACCUGAAGUCUUUGGAAGCUCAGUCGGAAAAGUACUCAGAAAAAGAAGAUAAAUAUGAAGAAGAGAUCAAGAUUCUCUCCGACAAGCUGAAAGAAGCUGAAACACGUGCUGAAUUUGCGGAGAGAACCGUUGCCAAACUGGAAAAAUCCAUUGAUGACCUGGAAGACGAGCUCUACGCUCAGAAGCUGAAGUACAAAGCGAUCAGCGAGGAGCUGGACCAUGCUCUCAAUGACAUGACCUCCCUGUGAUCCGCGCUGCGGGCGCAGGGGCUGCUCUUGCUCCCUGCGUUUCUAAGCUUUUCUUGCCUGUAACUCCUGUCCUUCCCACAAACAAUCGAUCCUUCAGGCUCCUCAGGCAGAACUGAGCUCAAUAAAACCAGAUACCUCGGCCUUUCGACUUCUGGGGGUUGUUUCCUUGUCACUUGCCUGCAACUACGCUGGUAAUGAUGCUGCCAAGGUGCUCGGUGCCUCGUGCCAGGGCAGGAUCCAGCGGGCGCCUGCAUUCGAGUGUUCCCAAGGGUGCGCAUGGCAGUGGAACACUUGGAGUGUAUAUGUUGUGUGCUUGCGGGCUCCCUCCCUCCGGGUUGGAAUCCCCAGGACAAUAACGAUUUGGUGAGACGCAUCCCAUAAAUCACCUGUUAAAUCUGAACAGAAAUCUCUCACACAUAAAAACCAUCCAAACCCCUUAACUACACCAGUGCAGUUGCCAAAGCAUCGGCCCCGUUUUGCGGCUGCAAUUCCAGCGCUGUCUGGAACGCGAGG
Cuculus canorus (common cuckoo) is the source of this 1592-nucleotide messenger RNA. It is a transcript of the gene TPM4, whose product is annotated as tropomyosin 4. Bases 225 to 1079 code for a protein of 284 amino acids. Gene Ontology annotation, biological process: actin filament organization; muscle contraction. The transcript has 9 exons. The record is from RefSeq and is a predicted model, not a curated record. Gene Ontology annotation, molecular function: actin filament binding. Gene Ontology annotation, cellular component: actin filament. Lineage: Eukaryota; Metazoa; Chordata; Aves; Cuculiformes; Cuculidae.